Molecule: messenger RNA, 713 nt
Organism: Lactuca saligna
Lineage: Eukaryota; Viridiplantae; Streptophyta; Magnoliopsida; Asterales; Asteraceae
Source: the annotation of a GenBank genome assembly
AUGAAUGGCUUUUCAACAUCUCAGCUCCCACGACAGAUAAUUUCAUGGGUCACUAGUGGGACCAAUAUGAAACCAACCACACCUGAUAUUUCCUCCCCCAAGGACCUUAUUGGUUGGCUGCUGGUAUUGGAAAAACAAGGGCUUAAAGUAUGCGAUUACAGCAUCUCGGGGUUACAUGAGAAAACUUUAAAGGACAAAAAGUCAAUGGGAGUCAACAAUGGAGUCAAAGAUGGAGAUAGUAUGAUUGAGGAUGCACCCAUUCAGAUCAAUGGGAGAAGAAAACGCGAUACCAUGGGGUUCGAGUGUGAGGUACAAAAGCAGAUUAAGGUCAUAAAGUGUUGUCAUGAGAAUCAGGGCGAUGGCGGAUUCCGUAGUAAAAAUGAAGUUGGAAACGCGGUUUCCGAUCAGGAGAUGGUGGAUAUGGUCAGGUGAGGUGACCACUGCAUUGGUAGAGUUGUACAAUGUGCUGUUAAAAAUGUUUAUUAAUUCAGAAUUUUUAGUUCAAGUAAAAUUAAUAGGUUCAGUUAGUAGUUCCUGACUUUGUGAGUGUUGAAAAAAAGCAACCCAAUUGAAUUGGAGCGUUCAUAUUAUAUGAUAUUGAAAAUUUGAUGGUAGAAUGGUGGUUCUUGUGACUACAACAAAGAAGUUAAGAGCAGUGAUGUUAUUAUUCAACCAUGCUUGGAUAACAUUAAUGAAGCAAAAAAAUUGGUACG